UUAAUGAAAUCAUCAUAAAGUAACUCAAUAUCCAUAUACUUGUAAAUAAUACAUUCUGUUUGAGUGGCGUGGGCUGAAAGCAUAUUUUAAUUUAAAACAGUCUAUUUUUAGCGACUAUCAGGGUUACUCGCAGGUUCACUCAUAGUGCGGCUCUCAAAACUACUUAUAGCUCGCGUUUUCUCAGCGGAAGGAGGCUGAGAGAGAGUUCAGUGUGUGUUUCACGUCUCUUCGUUGACUCCGUGAGCGGGUUUUUCGUGUAUUUGGUUGUUGCCGGACUCAGAGAGGUCGUAGGCACCAUGACGUUGACUUUACACCUCAGGCGCGCGGAAGAUUUAUUCGCGCUCAAAAUAUCCAUACAGUGAUGUUCACGACGCAUGGCGAUGUUGAACUGGUUUGGGCUUCCAGCAAGACCGAAAUCGCCUUUCCCAAUGGGACAACUGCGUUUUCCCCCACCGUAGUAACCACAGAGGAGCCCAAAAGUAAUGAGUCGUGUGGGGAGCAGCAGACUCUGGACUUGGACUUGACUAAAAAAGUGAUCAUUGGGAUGAUGCUCAGCACCAUCACCGCGGUCACUGUGAUGGGCAACACGCUGGUUGUGAUUGCGGUGUGUGUCGUGAAGAAACUCAGACAGCCGUCAAACUAUCUGCUAGUAUCUCUGGCCAUCGCUGAUCUGUCUGUGGCUGUGGCGGUGAUGCCCUUUGUCAUUGUGACUGACCUGACAGGAGGCAUCUGGCUGUUUGGGGAGGUUUUCUGCAACAUCUUUAUUGGGAUGGAUGUCAUGUGCUGUACAGCAUCAAUAAUGACAUUGUGUGUGAUCAGUGUGGAUAGAUACCUUGGAAUAACUCGGCCUUUGACCUAUCCAGCGAGACAGAAUGGACAGCUGAUGGCCAAGAUGAUAGUCGGUGUCUGGUUGGUAUCGGCAUCCAUCACUCUGCCGCCGUUCUGCGGCUGGGCUCAGAACAUCAACACUGCGGGAGUGUGUCUGAUCAGCCAGGAUGUGGGCUACACCCUCUACUCAACCGCUGUGGCCUUCUACAUCCCAAUGGUGGUCAUGCUUUUUAUGUAUUACAAGAUUUUCAAAGCUGCCCGCAAAAGUGGGGCCAAACACCACUUCACUGCACUUCCCCCAAUUCAGAAGGCCUGUCCCGAUCCAGCGUUGGCCACCGUAGAGGGGCUCUGCAUGCAUGGGAUGAAGAUCGGCGCAGCUACCGAAGAGUUUUCCACCCUGUCCUGCCUUUUGAACCGCGAACGGCGGAGUGCCUCGAUUUUCAGGCGCGAACAGAAGGCAGCCACUACCCUUGGGGUGAUCAUGGGAGUGUUUUCGUUCUGCUGGUUGCCGUUUUUCCUCUUCACCACAGCGCGGCCGUUCAUCUGCGGCCUGCUCUGCAAUUGCGCCCCUGUCUGGCUGGAACGGGUACUACUGUGGCUGGGCUAUACCAACUCGCUCAUGAACCCUUUCAUCUAUGCCUUCUUCAACCGAGACCUACGUUCAACUUAUAAAGACCUGCUACGCUGCAGAUAUCGAAACAUUAAUCGCCGACUCUCGGCUAAGGGAGUGCAUGAGGCCCUAAAGCUCUGACUUCUCACAAUCUGUUUAUAUGAUGGGAUGGUGCAAAUAUAUAUCUUCUUGACUCUUCUACAAGUUAAGUAGCACAAUUUGGAGAGAAUUCACUGGGGACAACAAUAAUUCUGAUUCACAGAAACAUUCUAAGAUUGUAAAGUUUCCAACCUAGGCUCAGUGGAAAAUUGUCCCUCUACCCACUUGCAAAACUCCAAAAAUGUUUCUAUACGUGCAAUUCACUGAAGAGAAUAUCAAUAACUUUUAUUCCUUUUCACACAAAUUAUGAUUAUAGGGCAGAUCAUUGGCUACUAAAGACUUAUUUUCACUAGGUUCCUUGCACAAUACUAUAAUACAACCUUGUAACAAUUAUAUACUCAUAUAUAUUUUGAUGUUUGUCUCACAGAAGCAGCUCUAUGGCUGUUCUGGCAUAGUAAACUUGCUUGGUAGCCCACCUAGUACACUGAGCAAUGCAAUUGCGAUUCAGAGCACUUGGGUGUGAGUCCAGUGAAACUCAAAUCAUGAUAAAAGAAGUGAGAUACUUCAUAACCAUGCCAGUUUUUAUUUCACAUUUGCUUUUAUCAAAAUAGCUAAGGUUCACUGCUUGACCCUUACUGUACAACAACCUGGGAAUUGAAAAGAGUGCUGGAUGAUGCGAAAAUUGACCUAUAAUCCACUUUAAGAAUGAUUUUAGGUGGCACAAUAUUUUCAAAAGUGAUAGAACAUUAAGAUUUUUGUUCAUUUUUGAACAUUUCAUCACUUUGAAAGUGUUACGAAACUCGCAAGGACCAGUGUACAAUCACUUUGCAAAAAUGUCACCUCAGGGACAUUUUUUUUCAGUGAGCCUGGGUUGAAAGUUUCUUGAAUCCACAUUCAACUAAUCUUUUCCUAUUUCGUACAAUGUACUUUUCACUGUCCACUCUGUACAUUUCCAGCUUUCAUGCUACAUAGCAAGUUUAUCCAAUCAACCUUCUGUGACACUAUCAGCAAUGAUUUUCAUGUGGAGGUCAAAGCAUAAUGCGAGUCAUAGGGAGAGUAAAAGGGCCUUAAUGCACAGUUGGAUAAAUCUGUUGUGCUUGUGUAAAGCCUUGAAUUUUUACAUGAGAUGAUAAAAUCUUGAUAUGAGUGACAAGAUAAUAUGGCCUUUCAUUUUAACAAUACAGCUAUGAAAUAAAUAGACAAAAAUGUAAAUAAAUAUAAUUAAUUAAUUAAACAAUUAAAACAAGGCGGCGAGGGUAGUAAUUUCAGAGUUUCAGUGAUUGCUACAUCAAACAUUUGAUGGCUUGCUUCAGGUACUAUGUAAAUCUGCAUGAAUGUGUAUUGCUUUAUCAACCCUUUAAAAUUGUUGACAUUUAAUUUAGAAAUUAAAUGAGUAGAUAUUAGGCCUGUUUCACACUGCCUUAUUGUCUUUUGUCCUAGAUCUACACUUUUACAAUGUACAAAUAUGUUGUUGUCUGUGUUUUAGUGGGUUUGCUGUAAUGUAAUCUGAACUGCGAAAGACGUUGAUUGACAAAGGGUUUCAAGAACUUUGUAUAAAGUAUAUACAUAUAUUGUGGCAAGAUGUGCUGAAUAUUCAGUUUAGAAUUUGAACCUCAUAGUCAACAUAUUGUCAGCGAGCUUGUAUCAGUAUUCUGCUUGCACAUGCUGUGCACUCAGUGUUUGUUUUGGAAGAUGGUGUACAAAUCUAGCGGUCUCAAUACUCAUGUUUUCUUAAUAAACA
This is a messenger RNA of Onychostoma macrolepis, 3278 nucleotides long. Its product is annotated as 5-hydroxytryptamine receptor 7. Bases 362 to 1579 code for a protein of 405 amino acids. The record is from RefSeq and is a predicted model, not a curated record. Gene Ontology annotation, biological process: G protein-coupled receptor signaling pathway, coupled to cyclic nucleotide second messenger; chemical synaptic transmission; smooth muscle contraction. Lineage: Eukaryota; Metazoa; Chordata; Actinopteri; Cypriniformes; Cyprinidae. Gene Ontology annotation, cellular component: membrane; dendrite. The transcript has 2 exons. Gene Ontology annotation, molecular function: G protein-coupled serotonin receptor activity; neurotransmitter receptor activity.